This is a messenger RNA of Entamoeba invadens IP1, 1344 nucleotides long. RefSeq lists its product as hypothetical. Gene Ontology annotation, biological process: protein targeting to vacuole; vesicle-mediated transport. The record is from RefSeq and is a predicted model, not a curated record. The annotation marks the transcript as partial. The transcript has a single exon. Lineage: Eukaryota; Evosea; Mastigamoebida; Endamoebidae.
UGGAUGAGCAACAACAUACACGGCGGACUUGCGGAAGGAACAAUGCGCGAGGAGGUGCAACAAUAUCAUAAUAAGUGGGAAAGUCAUCAGGACAUUGAUAUGUCGAACGACUCGACGGUGUGGUGUAGUAUGAAGAAACACGUCUUUAUCUAUACCGACGCGGGGAAACCGGUGUUUUCACGGUACGGCGAUGAAAUCAAAUUGGCGCCAUUUAUGGGGACCCUCACUGCACUGUCUUCUGUUGUUGCGGAUGUGCAAGAUGUGACGGAUGAAGUGUGUUGCGAUGAUGGACUUGUUAUAGUAUUUCAUUCUGUUGGACCGAUUGAAAUAGUCUUUGUGGGGAGGACGGGGGAGACUUCAUCGAACUUAAAAUACCAGGCCGAAAUGGUAGGAAGGAAGAUCUGUUCGAUUGUCCCAUACACAACAAUACUCUCCCUCUUUCAAAAGAAGACUAGCUAUGACUUUAGAAGACUUUUAUUGAGCGAAUAUGACCAAUUGAAGUUCUUCAUUCACUCGUUGAAUGAGUCUUCUGCGGUUCUGUAUGACUCGGUGAGGAUCAUGCCAUGUGCGAAUCGAGAAGAAAUUGCGACUAAAAUCCAAGGACAUGUUAUGCAGUACAACGAGAAGCUGAAGAAAAUCUCCGACUCAAUUGUCUUUGUCGCAUUGUUUCACAAAUUUGAGAUACUCACAGUGUUCCAUAGAGUCGGGUGUGUACUCUCACCAAAGGAUAUGCACGUGUUAAUGUCAUUUGUACUGGGAUUGCCAUCGACAACAGAUAAAUGGGUGCCUAUUGGCUUAUUUGACUUCAAUAAAUCGGGCCAACUGUUUGCGUUUUGCCACUUUCUAAACGUCGACUUGGCACUCGUCAUCUUAACGACGAAAAAUGAAGCGAUAGAAAUUGUCAGGGAGACGUCGAAUGAGAUAUCAGAGAGUUUGAAAAGUACGCCAUUCAUCAAACAACUUAUUUUCAACGACUCGAUUGAUUUGCAGUUUGAGGUGGACACGAUGAGUUACUUGCACUUUCUAUACAUCCAAUUUGAACGACCAUAUUCACAACUUUUUGAGCCGGAGUUCCAAGACGUCUACAAGAGUGAUCGGAAACAGAUCAAACGGAUUCACAAGAUCUUUUUAUUGAUUUUUGAACAAAUGAAUAAUCAAGACUUGAAAGAGUAUUUCAGUAAAGGAGGAGUCGACUGCAUCUAUGCGGUGAGGAAACGAAGUUAUUUCUUUGUCGGGACGUUCAAUUUAAUGCUCCAACGCGACGACGUUAUGGAGCAUGCUAUGGGGAUCAUCAAGCAGAUCAAAGAAAAGAAUGAUGUGUUGUUCCAUAAGUCUCUGUUUUAA